AAGUAGAGCACCCGUGAAAAGGUGUGUUGUGCGAGGAUCUUUCCUACACACAACGGAUGUGCUAAAAGAGUAGUUUUUAAAAAACGUUUUUCCUAGUAUAAUUUGUCAUUUAACUGUGUUUUAAGUUCGGCUCGUUGUGCAAAUCGUAAAAAAGUAACCGGAUGAUCGCGUUCCCGUCGGGCAGCCCGGGGGAAGAUUGGAAAAAGUCGUCGGGGAUAUCUUUUCAGUUCGGAUUUUUUUUCUCUUCGGGAAAGGUGAAGGCACAGGGGUGAUUUGUUGGAAGCAAGAAAAAAGAAGCAAGAGACACACACAGAAGAGAGGGAAGAAAAGUCCAAGGGAAAAGAACUCCUGGUGAUACAGGCUGUUGGUGAGAGAGAGACUCUGCCAUUGGUAGUGUGGUGAAGCGACCAGUCACGAAAUAGGAUCAGGAGCAACGCCAACACCAUUUUUCCAAGGAUGACGGAUUAAGAGUGGGUCAGUUUAGAAAACAGCAAAACCAGCGAAAAAAGCAGGCAAGUGAUACCAUGGAUGAUGAAGCCGUCACGAGUCAUCCGCACUUGGCCGGAGUAGCGUGAGUCUCGACCAGCACCGGCGGAUCCGCGGAGGCAGAGCACCACAACAUCAUCAGCAUCACAUUGCAUCGCAAAACAAAAUGGCGGGUGGUGAGCAUUCGUUUGGAAGAAAGACAUUUCACAAGCCAACCUAUUGCCAUCACUGCUCGGAUCUGCUGUGGGGACUAAUCGGACAAGGAUACAUCUGUGAAGUGUGCAACUUUAUCGUGCACGAAAAGUGCGUGACGAAUGUAGUAACACCAUGCCUGGGCGUCGCACCGUAUCUCAUCCGAAACCCGGUCGCACACUGCUGGUCCGAGCCGUCGCAUCAUAAACGGAAGUUCUGCUCGGUCUGCCGCAAACGAUUGGAUGAAACCACCGCCGUUCACUGUCUAAUUUGCGAGUACUUUGCCCACGUCGAGUGUCAGGACUUUGCGAUUCCCGAUUGCAAGGAAAAUGCCACGUACGUGCCGGGAAAGGAAUUGGGUCACGUCAAACACCAGCACCACUGGCGUGAGGGCAACCUGCCGCAAUCAUCGAAGUGCGCGAACUGCAAGAAGGCAUGCUGGUCCUAUGAAUGCCUUACAGGUUACCGCUGUGAAUGGUGUGGUACAACGACGCACGGUGGCUGCCGGAACAACAUCCCAUCGGAGUGCACCUUCGGCACGCUACAGCCAAUCUACUUGCCACCGCAUGCUGUCUCCAUACCGCGAACUGAAGUGCCAAUGGAAGCAAUCAUCGGAGUGCAGAACAAGAACAAGGGAACACCGGGCAUGCAAAGGGAUUACUCUUGUCCGGAACUGUGGACCAUCGGACAGGACGAGUUCAGCGAAAACGGCGACCACAAGGAAGACGACAGCCCACACAAGCUGCCGGUGUUCACCUUCUUCGACGACGGUGACGGCGAAGACAGCGAGUCCGGCCAGGGCCGGUUCCCAAGCGACAACGAUCUGCUCCUGCGUCAUGGCGCCACCGACGACUACGGUAGCAUAUUCCGGAGCAGGGAGAAAGAGCACUUCAAACCGGCUCCCAGCCGGAACCUGAUCCAUCCGGCCAUGCGACGAACCAAGCUCUCGGCAAAGGACACCAUCGUCAUGCGGAGCAAAUCCUUCCAGGACCAAAGCAAUAGCAUUCCAAUGCGGCUGAAAAUGCUGCCCUUCCUGCGGGCCAAAGACCGGCCGAAGCAUCAACUCCGACGAUCUCCGCUAUGCAGUGUAUCCUCCGGGUGUCCGUCGCCGAUGCUAUCGACGAUGAAAACCACCACCGGUUCGCCUGUGACGUCAGCAUCAACCUCGGCCACUGCAUCCGCGAUGACGAUCCCAAUCGAUGAAACCGUUGCUGGUGAUGGGGGUUGGCACGGGUCCAGCAAUGGCCAACAGGCGAAGUUGACCGGCAUUAACAAUUCGGUGGCAGAGGUACGCCGGAGGGACGGCGAACGGCGGGUUCUAUCCUACGGUGACGUCAGUAGUUUUGUGUUCAUCGAUGAGGACAUCGACGACGGUGGCGGUGUGAUGGAUCGACAGCGGAACGAGAUUGGUGCUCCACCUGAGCUUGAUUGCGAUGCCGACGACGACGACGACGACGAUGUCGUAGUGGUAGUGCUAGCUCCUUGCGAAACAAGUGCUAAAUUAAAUGCUCACAAUGAUGCUUCCGGGGCGGCAGCGCUGAUGGAGGCCAAGGGGACAGAUGCUGGAGGCGAUAAGGAAAAUCGACGAGGUCAUUUGCUGGGUAGAAUUUAUCGUCGGAUGCGCAAGUGCUCGAUGGGAUGGAGCAAAACGGGACGUCGAGUGCGUAGAGCUCGCAGCAUCUCAGAAGAAAUGUACUCAGAUCCCUCACGCUGCGACGACCAACCGAAGGCAGAGAGCAGUUCUGGCACUCACUCGAAACCCGAUUCUGCGCACAAGAGUGACAAAGAUAAAGAUAAGAAAGAUAAGGAAAAGGAGGAACGUGAUGAAGAAACAAUCAAAGUAUUUGACGGCAACUGUUCAUAUCGAAGAAAAAUAUUUAGAGCCAUCACCGUACCUAGAACAUGCUCGUUAGAACAAUUACUGACCACCGCCUUGAGGGCCUUUCAUAUAGCCAGGGAUUCAACUCUAUUUUUUCUUACUGACGUUUACGGUGAUGAAGUAAGAUUACAGGAUCCGACGCCGGUUCUGAACCUGCACCGAGUCGAGGGCAAACGACCGGCAAUCUAUUUGCGAUUUCGUGACCGCGAGAACGAUCACGGCUUCGUGAGGGUCUACCCCGGCAAGCUGCAGGUGGAGAACGCGUACGUCAACAUCCCGGUGGACAACGACUCGGCGGUGAAGGAUCUCAUCGGCGAGUCGUUGAAGAAAUUCGGCCUCCAAGGACACCAGAUCGAAGACUACCGCUGCUCGGAGAUACUGCUGGACCGGGGGGUCACCGAGCGGGUCCUGUCGUGGAACGAACGCCCGUGGGAGAUUAUGAAACAGCUCGGGAAGGACUCGAUCCGCCAGAUGGAGAUGAUGCGGUUCUACCUGCAGCUCAAACAGGACCCGCACGGACCGAACCUGGCCCUGUUUGUCGGCAAUCUACCUCCGGGCCUGUCGCAGCGGAACUACGAACACAUACUGACUGAAAUCCUUGGUUUCGAAAACAAGUUUAGUAGUAUCGGUCCGAUCUACUACGAGUACGGAUCGCUAGUGAUAACCUACGAGAACGCAUCCAAAGCUGUUCGUGCAUUCCAAGCCUUGCGGGAGUCCAAGUACGAGGAUAAGCAUCUGCUAGUGCUGCUGUUACCGAACAUUGAACCGAGCAUGGUUGCACAGGGAGUCCAACCGUUGCUGGUAUUCGUCAACGUCAAGUCCGGUGGAUGCCAAGGAUUAGAGCUUAUUAGUAGUUUUCGGAAAUUGUUAAAUCCAUAUCAAGUAUUUGAUCUGGAUAAUGGUGGACCACUGCCUGGACUGUAUGUAUUCAGACACAUUCAGGAUUACAAAAUUUUAGUUUGUGGAGGUGACGGCACAAUCGGAUGGGUACUGCAGUGCUUGGACAAUGUCGGUCAGGAUUCGGAAUGUUCUAGUCCACCGUGUGCGAUCGUCCCGCUUGGAACCGGCAACGAUUUGGCUCGGGUGCUGCGCUGGGGUGCCGGCUAUACCGGUGGCGAAGAUCCGCUGAACCUGCUGCGGGACGUCAUCGACGCCGAGGAGAUCCGGCUGGACCGCUGGACCGUGGUCUUCCAUCCCGAGGACAAGCCGGAAGACGCAGCACCGAGACCGUCGCAGGGCAACUCAGCGGGUAAGAAGAAGAAAAUACAACAACAAUCACAACAACAGAAUCAACACCAUCAUCCCGCGACGACGAUCAGCGCGAUCAGCCAAACGCAAGUCGUUGGAGCCACGCAGAGCGAAGACAACUCGCAGAUCUUCGUCAUGAACAACUACUUUGGCAUUGGGAUCGACGCCGAUCUGUGUCUCGACUUUCACAACGCCCGCGAGGAGAACCCGGACAAGUUCAACUCCCGGCUGCACAACAAGGGUGUAUACGUCAAGAUGGGCCUACGAAAGAUGGUCGGCCGCAAGACGGUCAAGGAACUGCACAAGGCGAUACGGCUCGAAGUCGACGGCAAGGUGGUGGACCUACCGCCCGUCGAGGGGAUCAUCAUACUGAACAUCUUGAGUUGGGGUUCUGGUGCUAAUCCGUGGGGACCGGAGAAGGAGGAUCAGUUCAGCAAACCGAACCACUGGGACGGAAUGCUGGAGGUCGUCGGUGUGACCGGAGUCGUCCAUCUCGGUCAGAUACAGUCCGGUUUGCGUUCAGCCAUGCGAAUAGCCCAGGGAGGCCACAUCAAGAUUCAUCUACACUCGGACAUACCGGUACAGGUCGAUGGGGAACCGUGGGUUCAGAGUCCCGGUGACGUGGUGGUUCUAAAAUCCGCUCUCAAGGCGACCAUGUUGAAAAAAAUGAAGGGCAAAAUGAAGCGACGAAACACCGAACCGACGAUGCAGGUGAUGGGCCCAUCGGGGAUACAGAUGACACUGGCCGCUCCCCAGGAGCCGGAGGAAGUCGACUCGAACAAUACCGACUUCUGAAUUUGGUAUAACGAGCGAUUAAUUUAACGUGCUUCGUCGUUUGUUGAUACUACCACUACCACAAUGGCAAUUAUCACUACAAAAGCAGCAGCGGCGGCCGACGCCGCAACAACCGCCACCACCAACACCACCACAGACAGCCAAUCAACCGAGGAUGCUUCGUAGGAAAUCAAAUCGGCGCUGCUCGCUAAAAUAAAUCACACACAUACACACACACACACACCCGCCAUCUUGGCAGCGGCAUGUCAAUCCAAAACAAAGCACGCGCUGCUGGCAACACUGACUGACGACGCCAUCAGCGCGCAGCACAUUUGUAAAAAGUCAAUCCCGCAAGCAAAACAAUCCACAAGUCGUAAAUACUCUAGAGAGGAAGGUAAACAAAAACAUAAACAUUUCACUUCAGCCCACCCCAGUGUACAUGUGGUAGCAACUUUUUUCGAGAAACUUAGUAGGGCCAUUUCUUCGAUGGAGCAAUAGUGCACACGCUCACUAAAAAAAACACACACACACAUGCGAACAAAAGCGAUCAUCUCUUUAUAAUGAGGCAAACAGCCCACCACACAUACACAUACACACAACACUCAAUUGUACAAUGUUAAAAUAGCGUCAGUAAACAAACAAACAAACAAACAAACAAACACAAAGUUACACCGUCUGACACACUAGAGAACCUUUGUGUAGCAGCAACCCUAGCAGCUCAGUGUGUGUGUAAAUGUAAAAGGUGAGGAAGCGCGACGACUCGUCCGCUCGUCACGACACCCCUCCAAAACUCCAAACAGGCAGGCAAAGGAAAGGCAAAGGAAAUUGUUAACCGAGCAUUAGCCAUAAACAAACAAACCAACCCCAUGGGAACAAUGAUUUUUGCCAAAAACAAAACAAAAAACCAAAACGAAACAUGAUGAAACCCGCAAAUCCCGAUCAUGUCUCAAACAACAGGUAAACAAACGCGCAAAGAACGUUAAAUUAAUGGCUCUUAGGUUAUUAACAAACGAACAAACAAAAAACUAGCAUGGAAGAGAACAAAACAAAAACAAACAAUGCAGCAGCAGAAGUAAAAACGAAGAAACUGAUCUGCGUUCAGUAUUGCAUUUGAAACAAGAGGGAAAGGGAAGCAGAGGGGAAAAAAACUAACAAUACACGAAGAUGCAUAUUUUUGAAGGUGAAAUUGUUGUUUUUUGACAGCUGCUGUCAGCUGAAGGUACUAUUGUUUAAACAAGCGAAAACAAAGCAACCAAAAUCGAAUUUAUUGUCUAUUUUUUUGCAUUUUUUUUUUCUUCCCGAAACGAACAUAAACAUUCUACCUACAAACACGAAGCGAAGAAAAAAAAAGGAAAACAUACACACACAAACAACAACAAAUACAAAUGCAAAUACAUUCGCAUGUAAAGCGCGGAGGUAAACAAAGCAAGUACAUGCACACUGUUUUUUAGAUCGAUUUAAUUUACGCGCAAAGAGAAAAAGUCUACCAAUGUGUGUGCGCAAAUUUCUUCUGGAGACAAACACAAAGAACAAAAACAAAUAUUUAUACGGAAAGUUGUUGACUAUAUUUACUAUGAAUUUUAUUUCUAUUCUUUUUCUAUACAAUGUUCGCGCGCGCAAGCGUCCGAGAGAAGAUCGGACGACAAACGGUGAAAUGAAGCAAAGAAUAAAAACAAGUCAUUAUAUUGAAAUCAACACACACUCACACACUGACACAAACAUACACGUAUUAAGCACGCGAGAAAGCGAACAGAAAAGCGAAUCUUGUUCAAGUGUAAACAAACAAAAACAUAAAUACGCUUAUGUAAGAAAGGAAACGGAGACGAAAAGGGUGAGAAAAAUCAAAGGAACUUUGAUCAAAGCACAUACAAACACACACACACACACAUACACAGUUAGAAGACGGUAUAUUUUGAAGCGUUUUACGAUGGAGUAAACGCCGACACAAGCCGUGAACGGUAAACCAAAACGAUAUAAUUUAACGUUUAGUUCUAUCUUUCUCCAGGUGUCCGAUUCGCAGUCGCAAAUACGGCGGGAGAAAGUACACAAAACAAAACACAAAACAAUGGUAAACCAAACGUGUUGAGUACGUUUAGCAAGUGGAAACACACACAAUUAAUAGCCGUAAAUUGUAAUUUAAACAAUUACGUUCUGUAUGGUAUUUUACCAAACUACAUUAAAAAAAAAACACUAUUAAAUACUAACAAAACAAACAAAAACACCCAAUCUUAGUCACGAAUACAAGGGAAAUUACACUUGCCAAAAAAAAAAAACAAACAAAAGUAAAUCGUAAGUAAGGAAAACAAAAAAACCGAAACAUCCCGAAUAUGACGAAUCACGAAACUCACGGAAACUUCAACCGCACUCACACUCACAUAAACACGCUCGCAGCAACAACAAAACCAACCAAAAACACUGAAAGCGCGGUCAGCGCUCAACCUCCACCAAAAAGCCAUAGGAAAAAAAAAAACAAACAAUCUGCAUCCGCAACAACAACAACAACAACAACAACAAAAAACAAAAACUCAUUACCUGACCUGAGUCGGAAGGACACGAAAACACAGUAGGCUGCGAAAGCGCUGCAACCGACACGUCCCACGCCCCCACAUGCACGGGCGCUCGCUGACAGUAGCAACCAGAGCAACCGGGGCUGAACGUUCGGGUUGCUCUGUGCUGUGCGAUCCGAACGCCCGCGAGUAUGGGUGCUGGCGAUCAAUCCACCUAGCAGCCGCAGCAGCCUCGAAUAACCGUUUCUUGGGAAUGUUUAGUUAACGCACGGAUUCGCAUACGGGAAACGGUAUGCGAAGGGGUCAACCGAGGUUUUUCAAAAGAAGAGACACAGACGAGACGAAAUUUCACCCCGAGAAAUUUGAAAUUUAACCGCAAGCGAGGAAUGAUUGGAUCACGUUAUCAAUAACAACAACAACAACAACAGCAACACAAAGAUGGGUGCGUUUUCUAGAAUGUUCUCAGCGUUAUUCAGUUGAGAAAGCGAGACGAAGAAGAAGAAGAAAAAAAAACAAACGAAAUGUAUGCUUAUACGAAGAAACUCCCUCCCGAAGGGUGAGUCUAAACGCGAUCAUUGUUACUUUCCAGAGGUGCGCGCCUUCGAGGGGUUAGUAGGCACACUCAUACAACACACGAACCCUUUCAUCUCUAGGUCGUCGCGAGUCUUUCCACGCGAUAAGUCGAAAUAAAUUCACACACACACACUCACACAAGCAGCAGAGCAAAGUCAUCCGGGUAGACAACCCUCGAGGCCAAUCCCAUAGGCAUCUAGACUCACCUUUCCAGCCACCUUGGUUCUAGGUAUGUCGUCGUCGACGACGACGGCCCUUAGUUUCACCUUGAUUGUUCGAACCUUGUUUUCCCGAUUCGUCGCGUUGCCUCCCACUGGUCCGGAAUAGAACGACCGCAAACGCGACGGGCACCAUACAACGUGACUCCUCGCUAUCCAGAAACCUGUAGGGGCUCAGUGUUACUAGCUUUGCAAUUCCGGAGGUUCAGAACCGAGUUGCGUCCCUCAAUAUUCCGGUUGCCGUGGGAACCGGCCGGCCAUGGCCAUGAUCGUCACUUUACGUCACAUUGGGUCGAUGACCUUGCGACACGCAUUUACCACCUAAAUAGUGCGGGAAACGCCUGCCGGUCGGUGACCACCUGGGUGACGGACGCAGACUCACUUUAAAUCUAGUAUCACAUACACUUUUCUGGAUAGUGACGCUAUCGUUUGUAGCAUAAAGUCAUUUACAUAUUUAUACACACAUAUACUCCUCUCCUCCCAGUGUAUCAGUUGGAAGCGAAAGUACGAGGUUCGUUAAGCCCUAGGUUAGUUCAGAACGAUUCCGUUCCGGUAUUCUAAGUUAGUAUAUAGCAUACAUGUUCGGUUUUCUAGGCAAAACCAAACGAACCAAUUCACUUAUGCUCUUCAGUUCAUUCGAAAGUCCCAUCAAAACAAAGAGACAAACAUACGACAACACCCACACAUACACACAUCCUCACACACACACUCACACGCAUACCUACACAAUAGUAAUAAUAGCGGAAAAAACUAUUAUUAUAAUUAUGAUGUAAUUAAAAAGGAAAGGUAAAGAAAAUAAACAAUGACCAUAAUAUAUUACAGUAUAUCUUUUAAAAGAAAAUAAAUUUAAAUAAAAAUCUCAAAAUAGAGUUGAUGUAGUGUCGAAAAAGCAUAUAAAUAUAACAGAUAUAAUUAAAAAUUUAAUUAAAACCAUAUUUUUUCGUAUGAAUAAUUAAAGAAAACCAAAAACAAAAGCAUUAGAACUCUUCUAAACGGUGUCGUGCUGAAAGAGAAACUAAUAUACCAACAAACAGAAUAGAGAGAGAAAAAAAAUGGCGUCCUGUCGAACCGCGCGUCGAUUUCCGCAAAUCGGUCAACCGACCCCGACAGACAACGAAGCGCCGCCAUCUACGAUCCAGAACGAACACGAACCGCGUCGUGCCAGUCGAUGCGAAACGUCAAACGGCCAGCGGUGACGUUCGCGCAUGCGCCGGAUCACAACCCGAAAGAGGAAGACGAAACAAACAAACAAACAAAAAAGCAAAAAAUUGCGCUCCCUCACUAUCAGUCCCACCUUAAACGAAAACAAAAAUCGGACUAUACUAAAUGAUCAAAACAAAACAAAACAAAAAACUGAACGAGGGAGACCGAAUUCUGACGGCAA
Ochlerotatus camptorhynchus is the source of this 9261-nucleotide messenger RNA. RefSeq names its product diacylglycerol kinase theta. The transcript has 16 exons. Lineage: Eukaryota; Metazoa; Arthropoda; Insecta; Diptera; Culicidae. Bases 653 to 4600 code for a protein of 1315 amino acids. Gene Ontology annotation, molecular function: RNA binding; ATP-dependent diacylglycerol kinase activity. The record is from RefSeq and is a predicted model, not a curated record.